CAUGUUUUACUGGUCUCAGCGCACCUCGGUAAAAUGGCUGUAUGUAGCUGAGCCUCGUGCUGGUGUGAUCCGUUCCUCGGCUGUAGUCUACUUCUGCAACAGAACCCCCCACAAAUUCCGCGUCGGGUAAAUUUCAUUCCCCGGGAACUCAAUUUACGGUGCUAGAGAGUCUUAAAAACGGAGCCGACGGUGGAGUCCGGAUUCGGUCCGGCGUAAGGGGUGGGGAUGAGUCGGGACACGGGUAAAUUGUUGUAAAACUACUGUAUUUACAUUCAAUGUUUAGCAUUUGAUUGUGACCGACUCGCCGAGAGGGAGAGGGGGGUAUCAUGGCCGCUCAGGUCGCCAGCGCUACCUCUCUCAACACCAGUCCGCCUUCCGAACUAAAAAAACCGGAUCGAGACCCAAAGGAGGAGUCGGUACCGGGGGAAAAGCAGCAGGAAAAUAAGGAGCCGGGAUUAGAGAGCGUAUCACCGGGUCGCGGGGAACUGCAGGACCGGGCCGAUGUUGGAAAUGCUGGGGGAGGAGGGGAGUCUGAGAUGAAGAACGGGAACGGGAAUCCGUCGAGGGUGAACAAUAAUCAAAAUGAUACCGCCGGACCUGACGGGAAUAACCACCCCGGUAUGGUACAUCACCACGCGCCCGGUUUUACGCCGCCUUCCCAUGGCUAUAGUCAGCAAUACGGCCGGGCCCCUUUUCAUCAACAUGGCGGACAACAAAGCCCUGGCAUGGCAGCUGCAGCGGGACCAGGCGCGCUGUCGAGCAACAUAAUGGACCCGUAUCAGCCCAACUCUCACGAACACGGCUUUCCUAACCACCAGUACAACAACUACAGUCCGUUCGGGAACCGAAGCCCGUACCCGGGCCAGGGAUACGGCAUGAACUCCCCGCGCAGCGCUCCUCAAGCUCAGGCGGUAGGGGGGCAGUCAGCCAAGCAACAGCAGCCAGCAGCGGGAGGAUCUAUGGCUGCAUCUUACAAUAAUCAGAGGUAUAACAUGGGAAAUCCACAGCCAACAUCCACCCCGACCCUCAACCAGCUCCUGACCUCCCCGAGCGGUGCCAGAGGCUACCCGAAUUACCCACCUAGCGACUACAACAGCCAGGAUGGUGCUAAGGGACCAGCAGAUAUGGGCAGCAGUGGGCAGUAUGGUGGGGGCCAUCCGGGUUGGCAACAAAGGACCCAUCACCCGCAACCCAUGAGUCCUGGAAGUACCGGACAGCCCAUGGGUAGAAACCAGACUCCAGGCUCAAUGGAUCAGAUGGGGAAAAUGCGAGGACAGCCAUAUGUGUCAGGCGGUCCUUACUCGCAGCCUCCCCAUCAGGGGCCUCCUACGGCGCCCCAGCAGGGACCUGCAUACGCAGGCCCGGGCUAUGGGCCUCCUGGACCUCAGAGAUACCCUAUGGGCAUGCAAGGACGUAUACAGUAUGGGCAACAGAUGCCAUCAUACGGACAGCAGGGACCAGGGGGGUACGUGCAGCAGGGGCAACAGCCCUAUUAUGGCCAGCAUGGUCAGGGGCCUCACUCUGGCCAGCAGCAGUCGCCAUACCCCCAGCCUUCCCCUGGGCAACCGGGAGGUCAAGGACCUUAUUCGCAGCAGCCUCACGGCCCCCAACCAUCUGGUCCACACGGACAGGCCGGUCCUCCUUACCAACAUCCCCACAUGCCCCAGCAGCCCCAGGCGCAGAUUCCCGGCCCCUCACCAGGCCCUUCCCAAUCCCCAUACUCGCAGGCCUCUGCAGCACCCCAGUCUGCGCAAUCCCCAUAUCCCCAACAACAGGUGCCUCAGUCCCAGCCCCCUCAGCAGGGGAACUCCCAGGCCCCUCCUGCAUCCCAGACCCAGCCUAGCUACCCGCCCGGCCAAGGCUCCCAGCCGCCGCCAUCACAGCAGGCGCCACAGACGCCCACACCUGCAUCCCAGCAGCCUGCAGGACAGAUGUCGCAAACGCAACCCACAUCAUACUCCCAGAAUCCCCCACCACAACAGCAGCAGCAGCAGCAACAAUCGCCGUAUCAGCGGUUUACUCCUGCUCAGGAGAUUUCCCAGGAGUCAUUUAGCUCCCAGUCCAGUGCGCCUCCCUCCAAUCAGCCUCUGGCUUCUAAAGGAAGUACAGAGGACAUGCAGGGCAGACCCUCAAGUCUACCAGACCUUUCCGGUUCUAUCGAUGACCUGCCUACAGGUACAGAAGGUGCUCUGAGCCCUGGAGUCAGCACAUCUGGAGUAUCCAGCAGUCAAGGAGAACAGAGUAAUCCAGCACAGUCGCCUUUCUCCCCCCACACAUCUCCGCCGGUGGGCUCGCCCGCCAGUGCCACAGCAUCUCGCUCUGGCCCUCUGUCCCCUGCCACCAUACCAGGAAACCAGAUGCCUCCCCGGCCUUCAAGUGGACAGUCUGAUGGGGUCAUGCACCCUUCAGUGAACAUGCCUGGCAUGGGCCAAGAGAGAGGAUAUGUGCAGAGAAACCCUCAGAUGGGACCCUAUGGGUCUCCACAAUCUGGAUCUGCUUUGUCUCCUCGCCAGUCAUCUGGAGGCCAUGCUGGGAUGGUUCCUUAUCAGCAGAACAACUCUAUGGCCAACUAUGCGCCUCAAGGUGGUCAAUAUGGCUCACAAGGUUUCCCUAGGCAGCCUGGUUACAGUGGCAUGCCUAAUGCCAAUUAUCCAGGUCCUGGCAUGAGUGGAUCUAUGAACCCUAUGUCCGGACAAGGAGGAGGACCACUGUAUCCUGGCAUGCCUUCUGGAAGGAUGCCUCAUGGCCAGAUGGGUGCACGUCCUUACGGCCCUAACAUGGGACCCAACAUGAGUCCCAAUAUGGGCCCGAAUAUGGUGAACAUGCCGCCUCAAGUAGGCUCUGGGAUGGGCCCACCUCCAGGCCUCAACAGAAAGCCGCAGGAUGCUGCAGCAAUGCAGCACGGACCCUCAAACUCUAUACACAACAGACUACCAGGUUACCCCAAUAUGUCUCCUGGUCCUGGUAUGAUGGGUUCAGGUCCUCCGUAUGGCCCGUCAGUGAACAACAUGCCAGGAAUGAUGAACACCCAGGGUCCUUCCUACCCAAUGGGUGGUAACAUGGCCAACAACACUAGUGGCAUGUCCCCUGGUCCUGAUUUUGGUAUGGAUGUAAAACCAAACCAGGCACAAAAAUCGAAUAAUAAAGUUGAGGGGACACCCAAGACGGAAACAAAAUCAAAGAAGUCAAGUUCCUCCACAACAACCAAUGAGAAGAUCACUCGAUUGUAUGAGCUAGGCCCAGAGCCAGAAAGAAAGAUGUGGGUGGACCGUUAUCUGGCUUUCAUUGACGAAAAAGCCUUGGGCAUGAGUAACCUACCAGCUGUGGGACGUAAACCCCUCGAUCUCUUCCGCCUCUACAUGUCCGUCAAGGAGAUUGGAGGUCUCACACAGGUUAAUAAGAAUAAAAAAUGGAGGGAGCUGGCCACAAAUCUGAAUGUGGGGACCUCAAGCAGUGCAGCCAGCUCGUUGAAAAAGCAGUACAUCCAGUGUCUAUAUGCUUUUGAAUGUAAGAUCGAGCGUGGAGAAGACCCACCACCUGAAAUUCCUGGAGACACCAAAAAGAAUCAGGCCAAAAUUCAGCCACCCUCCCCAGCUGGAUCUGGCUCUCUCCAGGGGCCCCAGACACCGCAGUCUACCAGCAGCUCCAUGGCCGAAAGCGGAGACUUGAAGCCUCCCACUCCUGCCUCUACUCCACACAGCCAGAUGCCCCCAAUGCAAAGUGGCAGGAGCAGUGUGAACCUACAAGAUCCAUUUGCUGAUAAUGACCCAGCCUUCUCUCGGCGGAACACUAUGACCCCCAACUCUGGCUACCAGUCAGGCAUGAGCACUCCAGAGAUGCCUGGUCGAAUGGGACCCUACGAACCCAGCAAAGACCACUUCAGUGGCAUGCGCAAAGUUGGAGAGCAGUUUAUACCCGGUGGACAGGGUCCUAACAGUGGUCUCGGUGAUCAGUAUAACAGAGGACCACCAGGCCCUAUGGGGAACGUGCCCAUGGGUCAGAGGCACCAAUAUUCAUUUGGUCCUAGUUAUGAUAGAAGGUCAGAGUCAGGGAUGGGCCCAGAAGGCAGCAUGGGGCCUGGAGUGCCACAGCCAAACAUGAUGCCUUCCAAUGCUGAAUCUGGGAUGUACUCACCAAACCGUUACCCUCCACAACAACAGCGGCAUGAAUCGUAUAGUAAUCAGUAUCCUGGGCAGGGUGCGCCUCCUGGUGGCUCCUAUCCGAAUCAGCAGCCUGGAAUUUAUCCGCAACAACAAACGAACUACAAAAGACCAGGUGAAGGAGGCUACCCACCAGCUAAACGGCAUCAUGAUGGCGAGAUGUUCGGUGGGCCGUACAAUGCGCAGCAGCCACCAUCACAGGCUCCCCCUGGUGGUCCCUCAAGUGGUCAGCAGGAUAUGUUUAACCAGUUUAACAGUUCAUACCCUGGCGCAGAGCGACGUCCACCUGGUCCUCAGAAUCAGUUCCCAUUCCCUUUCGGAAGGGAUCGGAUGCCAGGGGCAGCGGGUCCUAACUCCCAGGGUUCCAUGCCGCUUCAAAUGAUGGGCAGUCCAAUGCAGUCUGGUCCCGACGGUCCUCAAGGCGGUAUGUGGCAGGGCCGAGGUGAUAUGGGCUACGGCGGUUACCCAAACCGUCAGGGACCUCCUGCUGGUCCUGGCCAAGGCCCUGGUUUCCAUUCAAUGAACCGCUCCGAAGAGAUGAUGUCAUCUGAACCACGUAUGAAUCACGAUGGCCAGUGGCCUGGGCCUCGACAGCCCCCGUAUGGCGGUGCAGGCCCACCAAUGACCAGACCUUUGCAGUCCAACUAUCAGUCACCCCAAGCCAUGCAGAACCACAUUCCACAGGUGUCAAGCCCCACGCCCAUGCCCCGACCCAUGGAAAGCGGCAGUUCACCCAGCAAAUCACCCUACAUGCCUGGCAGUAUCAAAAUGCAGAAGGCUGGACCUCCAGUCCCUGCAUCACACAUUGUACCUUCCUCCGUACACCCUCCACUGAUGAGAAGAGACAUGCCCUUCCCUGCAGGCUCCACAGAGGCUUCACAGCCUGUUCUCAAACCUCGUAGACGUCUUACCAUGAAAGAGAUUGGAACACCAGAAGCAUGGAGAGUCAUGAUGUCCCUAAAAUCAGGACUGUUGGCUGAGAGCACGUGGGCUUUAGAUACCAUUAACAUCCUGUUGUAUGAUGACAACAGUAUUUCGAAUUUCAACCUUGUUCAGCUCCCGGGUUUCCUGGAACUAAUUGUUGAGUAUUUCCGGCGUUGCCUCAUUGAGAUCUUUGGCAUCCUGAAGGAAUAUGAGGUUGGUGAUCCAGGACAAAGAGCACUGUUGGAUCCUAAUGUGCUCAAAAAGGAUGAAAAUACUGUGGAUGAUGAAACACUGGUGGAGGGCAUGGAGGAAGACGGAGAAACGGAGGAGGAAGAUGAAGGAGAAGAAAUGCAGAGGUCAAAACAUCAAGAACAACACACAGCACCAGAACCUCUCCAGAUAAAACAGGAGGAAAAGCACAGGAAUUGUGAAGACUCUGGGAAGAAAAUGGACUGCCAAGCAACAGACGGAGAGUCAUCUAAAGAAGCCAAGACUUUAGAUCCACCAUCCCUCGAGCUUGCUGUGACUCAGGAGAAGCCCAAGCAGGCUAGCAAGUUUGAUAAACUUCCUUUGAAGAUUGUACGGAAGAAGGAUCCUUUCGUGGUGGACUGCUCGAAUAAACUUGGCCGGUUACAGGAAUUUGACAGCGGCCUGCUGCACUGGAGUAUUGGUGGAGGCGAUACAACAGAACACAUCCAGACCCACUUCGAAAGCAAAGUUGACCUGUUACACCUGUGGAAGCGGCUUCCCAUCCAGGCCUCAGACAAGAAACGAGGAGCGCUGAAGGAUGCUGAGGUGCCUUCACCAUCCUCAUCGAGUGAAGAGCACAGGAAGGAAGUGGAGCGGCAGCCUUCACAGCAGUCAUCCUCUGAAGUAACCGAUGGAAUUCUGGAAACGAGAGCUGAAAGGCCUGCCGACUGCUUAGAAACUUCCUCUGGGGAGAAAUCAAACGAAGAGGCAGAUCAAGAGAAACAAGGAUCAGAGAUGACCGCUCCAGAGAACAUCAGGCCAAGUACAUCAUCACAGGGUCAGCGUCCCAUCUCCAUUCUAGAGGAUGAGCCACACAGCAAGGAUGAAGCUCCUCUCGUCACUCUCUCCGACUGGCAAGAUUCCCUCUCCCGUCGCUGCAUCUGCGUCUCCAAUAUCAUCCGCAGCCUCUCAUUCAUUCCGGGCAACGACUUGGAGAUGUCCAAGCACCCAGGGCUGUUGCUGAUACUAGGUCGCCUCUUGCUUCUCCACCAUCGGCAUCCAGAACGCAAGCAGGCGCCUUUAACCUACGAGAAAGAAGAGGAGGUGGAUGAGAGUCACGGUAACAAGAAAGACGAGUGGUGGUGGGACUGUCUGGAACUGCUGCGGGAAAAUUGUUUGGUCACUCUUGCCAACAUCUCAGGCCAGCUUGAUUUCUCUGUCUACACUGAGAGCAUCUGCUUACCGCUGCUGGAUGGCUUGCUCCAUUGGGCUGUUUGUCCUUCAGCCGAAGCUCAAGACCCUUUCCCCAGCCUCGGGCUUAACGGUGUAUUGUCCCCUCAGAGACUAGUCCUGGAGACCCUCUGUAAACUCAGCAUUCAGGACAACAAUGUGGACCUCAUUCUGGCAACGCCACCUUUUAGUAGAUUAGAGAAGCUGUUUGGGAACCUCGUACGACUAGUCGGCGAGCGAAAGGUGCCUGUCUGCCGGGAGAUGGCGGUCGUGUUGCUAGCCAAUCUUGCACAGGGUGACAGCAUGGCAGCCCGUGCCAUUGCGGUACAGAAAGGGAGCGUAGGGAAUCUGUUGGGUUUCUUGGAGGACAGCUUGGCUGCGACGCAGUUCCAGCAGAGCCAAGGGUCCCUACUACACAUGCAGGGAUCCCACUUUGAGCCGACAAGUGUGGACAUGAUGCGGCGAGCUGCUCGGGCUCUGCUUGCUUUCGCUAAGGUAGAGGAGAACCACUCUGAAUUUACGCUCUAUGAAUCACGGCUUCUGGACCUUUCCGUCUCCCCCCUCAUGAACUCUUUGGUGUCCCACGUCAUCUGUGAUGUACUGUUUUUGAUAGGCCAGUCAUGACAGCUGUGCGGAGCCGUGGCUCCACCUUCUCUGGUUUUCAUACCUCCCCCAUGCCUGCCCCUCCCCUUGGUGAGCGGGAACUGAAAGCAGAGGAAAAUGACUGUUUGUUUUUUUUAUUUAUGCAAGCCCUUUCAUACACCCACUGGCCCCCCCUUUUCUCUGCGUCUCACUUUGGGAAGGGUAUCACGAUUUGCUGUGGAUCAUGAACCAGAGCCUCAACACACUGACACAAACUUUAACACUGAUGCCAACUAGAUGACACGGACAGGGAUCCCAACUUUUGUGUCCUGUCUGAGGGGUGAAGUACUUUUUUAUAAUAAAAAAAUAAAUGAAUAAAAUAAAUGGCUUGAAAAAACAAACUAUUUACCAAAGUUACUGUCUUGUUUACAGUGAGUUUUGGGGUUAAUUGUUCCUUUUGUCUUUCCCAAGAGGGAGCAAAUAAUACACAGCUCUUGAUCACGUUUGGAGUCUAUACAGGUGAUACCUUUGUUUGGUGGUUGUAUUUUGAUGCUACACAGUCAACUUUACUAGAAGUGUGUACAGCAGAAAUGAGCGUUCAUUUUCUGUACAGUACUCUGAAACUGUUACUGCAACUAAUACUACAAACCUACUGCACUGUUCCACACGGGACAAUGUUGGCUCAGUUUUUAAAGUGUUUUUAAACGGUUUGCUGGUGAAGAGAAUACUCCCCAAAGUAUCAAGAACGUACAACACCCUGACCUCUUCUCUUUAACCCUUGAUUGUAUGAUUGACCCCUAUAAAGAAAUCACCUCCUAGGACUGGUUUUCAACUUAAGAUGCAGCCCAGGCUGUUCUGUAUAUAAGAUGUUGUACAUUUACACCUUUUUCUCUCUUUCUCUCCCUCUGUCUUUCACACAUUCUUGCUUCUAAACCCUUUUUAUCUAUCAAGGAUGAGAGCGGACACUCAAGUUGGGUUUAUUGCAUCAGAAUCCCUAGGUAUAUAAACUGAACCACCUUUUUGGCCUCCAUGGUUCCUCCAUAGUGCAGCGAACGGCUGAAAAAUUUUAAUUUCAUCUCCUGGUACAACUAAAUAACUCUAGAUGAAGAAACACAGUUGAGAUAUUUUUUUCUCCAGUGAUCUGGAUUCUGCAUAUUUGUAUCUCAGACUAUGUAGCUUAAUGUAAAUUCCUUGUUUUUUUCCCUUUUUGGCUCGAUGAAUAUCAUUUAUUCACUAUGAAAUCUUUAUACUAUAUGUUCCACGUGGUAAGAAUAAAUGUACAUUAAAUCU
Triplophysa rosa is the source of this 8375-nucleotide messenger RNA. It is a transcript of the gene arid1aa, whose product is annotated as AT rich interactive domain 1Aa (SWI-like). Gene Ontology annotation, molecular function: nucleosome binding; DNA binding. Gene Ontology annotation, biological process: positive regulation of DNA-templated transcription; regulation of transcription by RNA polymerase II; chromatin remodeling. The transcript is spliced from 20 exons. NCBI's taxonomy places the organism in Eukaryota, Metazoa, Chordata, Actinopteri, Cypriniformes, Nemacheilidae. Gene Ontology annotation, cellular component: SWI/SNF complex; nBAF complex; nucleoplasm. Bases 327 to 7127 code for a protein of 2266 amino acids. The record is from RefSeq and is a predicted model, not a curated record.